Lasiosphaeria miniovina is the source of this 578-nucleotide messenger RNA. RefSeq lists its product as uncharacterized. The coding region runs from base 88 to 330 and encodes 80 amino acids. The record is from RefSeq and is a predicted model, not a curated record. Lineage: Eukaryota; Fungi; Ascomycota; Sordariomycetes; Sordariales; Lasiosphaeriaceae. The transcript is spliced from 3 exons.
CCAAAUCCACCAAAUCCACCAAAAACAUCACCACAAUACCGUCAAUUGAGCCACAACAACAAAAACGCGAUUUUAUCGCUGCGCAAAAUGGCCUCGCGCGACGAUUCUCUCUCCGACGACAACCCUUUUUACCUCACACCCGACUUGCCGGCUCGCGAGCCCGCUCCGCCUGCAAGGCCCCGAGACGAUAUUUCCUGCCUCUGGGAUAAAUUACGGCCCUCAGAGGCACAUUCUUGCAAGACAGACACCAUAAAGCGGGACUGCUGCUUCAAGGCAGUUGCAACGGCUCUGGCUGCCAACAACAGACUACCGCAUUUGGAAGUGUAUUGACGGCGGCGACGGCGGCGAGGUGCAAUUACGGGCGGAUCAAUUGGUAAUUGACCUGGACUUGGGUGCGCUGGCUUCAUCCCAUUGAUUAGCCUCUUUUUUGGUGCGAAAAGUAGGGUUUUGUCGCUUGGCGCCAGGGCGCUUUGUACCCUACAGUCCGAGAGACUUUCUCAAUUUAAAAUACCAAAAUUACUGCCGAAAGACAGAGUGAGUAGGUUCAUCGAAGCGGUAAUCCAAAAAAAAAAAAAUUA